Molecule: messenger RNA, 1513 nt
Organism: Ruditapes philippinarum (Manila clam)
Lineage: Eukaryota; Metazoa; Mollusca; Bivalvia; Venerida; Veneridae
Product: inhibitor of growth protein 3-like
Biological process (GO): regulation of DNA-templated transcription
Cellular component (GO): NuA4 histone acetyltransferase complex
Source: RefSeq, a predicted model, not a curated record
UCAUACACUUUGAUAGUUUAUUAUCAUUUGUGAUUAGAAACAAUCGAUUUCGUCCAAAAUCAGAUUGUCGUUGCUGGAGCGUAAGCCAAUGAGAAUUGAUGUACUAACUGACAUUGGGAAACAAUUUUUUUUUAGAAGGAAAGCAAAAUUACAGAUAAUUUCAAUCAAAAUGUUGUACCUUGAAGACUAUUUAGAGAUGAUUGAAAAUCUCCCAAUGGAGAUGAGAGAACGUCUUACAGAAAUGAGAGAAAUGGAUCUUCAGGUUCAGAAUUCAUUGGAUGGUUUAGAUGAGAGAGUAACUUCAUUUUUCAAAAAAUGUACACAGCCAAAUGUUAAAACUGAUUGGAAAGAGGAACAAUUUGGAAAAAUUAAAAAGGAAUAUUAUAAGACAUUAGAAGAUGCUGAUGAAAAAGUGCAGCUUGCAAACCACAUUUAUGACCUGGUUGACAGACAUUUACGAAAACUUGAUCAAGAAUUGUCAAAAUUUAAGAUGGAGCUAGAAGCAGAUAAUGCAGGGAUUACAGAAGUUUUAGAAAAAAGAUCUUUAGAGAUGGAUAAACCUUUAGUACAGAGUCAUAGAGCAGAAAAACGGAAACUUCCUUCAUCUACUUUACCUACACAAAAUGAAAGUAAAAUGACUACGGAAAAAGUGCAGUCAGCCUUAGCUAACGAAAUUGCACGAGACUCGUUUGGUGGUGUACGGAAAAGUCAGUCAGCAUCUAACUCACCAAAUAUAUCAAUGUUUAAUUUUUCGCCAGCUUCAACCACUCUUACAUAUAAACUAGGUCAUGUUGGUGUUGGUAGUAAUGCAGCUAUAGCAGCAGCAGCUUCACAAGCAAUAGCAGCAACACAACAAGUGAUGCAGUGUCAGGGACGACGUACACCAAGUUUGAAAGCCAGUUAUGUUGCAAUGACGAAAGGGAGUAGUACUGAAUUAACCAAAGAAAUUAUAAAACAAGAGUACACCUCAUAUUCCCAGCCUUCUACUCCGGCUGUUACCACAGAUAGUGGGGCUAAGGUCCCAAAGCCAAAAAAACAAACAUCAAAAGCUGCAGCAUUAUUGCAAGCCCAACAGGCACAGGAACAAGCCCAGAGACAAAAACAACAAGCAGUUAUGUCAGCAUUAUCGCAGCAGCUUACUGGUGGUGUUGAAAUAACAACAACACCAGAACCCAGCAACGAGCUUCAAAUAGUUGACGAGCAUGGUGAACCCGUAAAUUGGCAGGAUGAUCCAAACGAGCCGAGAUAUUGUUUAUGUAACCAAGUAUCAUACGGUGAAAUGGUCGGAUGUGAUAAUGAUGAUUGUCCAAUAGAAUGGUUUCACUACGGAUGUGUUGGACUGUCACAAGCACCAAAAUGUAAAUGGUAUUGUCCACAGUGUUAUGCUGCAAUGAAAAGAAGAGGACGCAGAUAGCAUUGAGGCAAUAUAAAGAAAGAAACUCAUAAAGAUCAAAAUAAUUGCAUUUAUAGUUUAACAUUAAAAUGUAUGACAUUCUAUAAGUUAAAGUGAUGG